AUGCUGCGCGUGGCGGCAAGGUUUCAGAACUGUAUAGAGAAGAAGAAUAUGGGUAUUAGUCAGAAGCUCGAGGCAAAAAAUGGUGAUAAUGGUUGGAGUGGUAGGUGCCCUGAUGCGGCUCUGGAGGCAGGAAUUGGGGAUAUGAUAGAGGAAGGGACAGGGGUACUAGUCAGGAUUCGAGGCAAGAAGUGGAGACAGCAGUAA
Gongylonema pulchrum is the source of this 204-nucleotide messenger RNA. The record is from the annotation of a GenBank genome assembly. NCBI's taxonomy places the organism in Eukaryota, Metazoa, Nematoda, Chromadorea, Rhabditida, Gongylonematidae.